Chenopodium quinoa (quinoa) is the source of this 1722-nucleotide messenger RNA. RefSeq lists its product as uncharacterized. The transcript is spliced from 4 exons. The coding region runs from base 1 to 1722 and encodes 573 amino acids. NCBI's taxonomy places the organism in Eukaryota, Viridiplantae, Streptophyta, Magnoliopsida, Caryophyllales, Amaranthaceae. The record is from RefSeq and is a predicted model, not a curated record.
AUGUUAACAUUACUUAUUCCUGGCCCUUCAUCCCCGGGCAAUGAUAUUGAUAUCUAUCUACAACCGCUAAUCAAAGAUCUAAAAGAGCUAUGGGAGGUUGGGCUGGAAACAUAUGAUGCUUCAACUGAUAAGAGGUUUAUGAUGCAUGCAGCUUUAUUAUCUACGAUCAGUGAUUUUCCAGCUUAUGCAAUGUUGUCUGGUUGGAGCACAAAGGGGAAAAGGGCUUGUCCUUGCUGCCAUUAUGAUAUGGAAUCACAAUGGUUGGACCAUAGCCGUAAAUUUUGCUAUUGGCAUCAUCGUAUAUUUUUGGAUUCAACCCACCCUUGGCGCCAUGAUAAGAGAACUUUUGGAGAAAUUGAGGAGAGAACUGAACCUUUUAGAUUGAAAGAUAUAACUAAGAAAACCAAGGACAAUGUGUGUGCUCGUCGUGAUCUAAAAGUUCUUAAAAUUUUGCCAGAACUUCAGCCUAUUGAAAUAGAUGACCUUCGUGAAGAGAUCCCAAGGUCACGCUUCUGGAUGACAUUAGAGAAGAAGCGCUUGUUUUGCCGAACCAUAAAAAAUGCAAAGUUGCCUCAAGGGUAUGCUUCUAAUAUUGCUCGUUGUGUGCAAGUUAAUGAGGGGAAGAUAACAGGAUAUAAGAGCCAUGAUGCUCAUUUUUAUAUGCAUUACUUGCUUCCAAUUGUAAUAAAGGCAACUUUACCUAAGGAAGUUGCAACUCCGCUGAUUAGACUUUUUCAUUUGGUGGAAGAAAUCAGGCUUGGAGGUCCCAUUUGUAAUAGAUGCAUGUAUGCAAUUGAGAGGUUUCUUCAUGAGUUGAAGGAUGAUGUUCGGAACAAAGCUUGCCCCGAGGGCUCAAUGGCAGAAGCAUAUUGGGCUAAAGAGUGUCUUCGAUUUUGUGCUAGAUACAUAAAUCGACCAAAGACUUCUUCAACUAGUGGUAAGUCAAAAACCGCACAACCAUUCCUUCCUAAUAUUGGUCGACCGACUAGGGGGAAAGGAAAUCCCACAAAGAAGAAUCAAUAUGGAUUUAUGAUUGAUCACAUUACAUGGGACCAAGCCCAUCAAUAUCUGUUAUUCAACUGUGAUUGUAAGGAAGUUAAGAGAUACAUCAGUGAACACAUGGCAACUUUAAGCUCCCAUAGGAAACGAAAAUGGGAUACUGUUCAGAAUCAUAGUAAGGAGUUUAUGGCUUGGUUUAAGGAGAAAGUUGCCUGCAUGAUUCAGCAAGGUGCUGUAGUACCAGAGCAUUUGAAAUGGUUAUCAAAAGGUCCUUCUUAUGUGGCAAAAAGGUACACUAGGUACUCUGUGAAUGGAUUUCACUUUCACACUAUGAAGCGUGAUGCAAAUUCUAUAUCACAAAACCGUGGAGUAACUUUAAACGCUCUAACACCUAGCUUUUCUAGUAGCAAAGAUCAAAAUCCUAUAAUGGGAAGUGUUGCUUAUUAUGGUUCAAUAGAAGAUAUCAUUGAGCUAUCAUACCAUGGCCAAUUUAGCGUUGUCUUAUUUAGAUGUAUGUGGUUUUACUCAGAAAUGAAUGAUGAAUUUAUUUUGGUUAAUAAGAAUAGAACCAUUGGUGGGGGAGAACCAUUUAUUUUAGCAUCUCAGGCACGACAAGUUUUCUAUGUGGAAGACUUAACCAAGAAUGGUUGGUUUUAUGUUGUUCACAACCUUCCUACAGAACUCUCUGAUGGUAGGAUGUUAUGUCUUGUUUUUUUUUUUUAA